Molecule: messenger RNA, 2237 nt
Organism: Nicrophorus vespilloides
Lineage: Eukaryota; Metazoa; Arthropoda; Insecta; Coleoptera; Silphidae
Gene: Syt1
Product: synaptotagmin 1-like
Exons: 11
Coding region: 325-1701 (458 amino acids)
Biological process (GO): cellular response to calcium ion; calcium ion-regulated exocytosis of neurotransmitter; regulation of calcium ion-dependent exocytosis
Cellular component (GO): synaptic vesicle membrane; axon; dense core granule
Molecular function (GO): syntaxin binding; clathrin binding; calcium ion binding
Source: RefSeq, a predicted model, not a curated record
GCCAAGACCGACGCCAGCCUGCGUACUGGACGCUUCUCGUUGGAUAUCGAUUAAAUCGUCAGCAGCAGGAGGCCUCAUCCAAAACCAGCCAUCUUACGCGAGUACCACAGCCUUUGCCCGGCGUCAUCCCCAACGACCAUCGCACUGCUGACAAAGCCGACGACUAGCUUAAACCUAGGACCAUACGGUGCUUGUACUAUUGGUGGAUCCAUUGUUGUUGCAGAAAUAUGGAAAGUUCGUGAAUUGAAGCCAGGAAUUGGGGAAAACUACUAGAGAGCGUCCAGGCACACGAGAAGAAUCGUUGGAACAAAAUAGAUUGUUAAAAUGGCACCUUCACUAGUAUCGAUAAUGAAGAGGGAGACUGUAGAAGUAGAAGAGAGUACUCCCGAACCUUCGCCCGAAGUGGAAUUGGCCACUCCAGAGGUAGUACCGCAGGAGCCGCUUCAAACUAACAUCUUUAAUCAUACUAAAAAGCAGUGGAUGCACUCCACAACUUUAAAACCAACCGUCAUAGCUAAGUUCAAUGAGACGACGACGGACGAACCGAAACCGGAUUUAGGGGAAAAAGCGACCAAGAUCACCAAAGAGAUUGCAAAAGAAAUGGGAAUUCCCACUUGGGCUUUAGUUAGCAUCUUGAUAGGUGUUGCUGUCAUCGUGCUGGGAAUAUGCUUUUGCUGCAUAAGACGAUGCUUCAGAAAACGUCGGGCAAAGGAUGGCAAGAAAGGCAUGAAGGGUGUGGACUUGAAGUCCGUUCAACUCUUAGGUUCUUCGUACAAGGAGAAAGUGCAGCCCGAUAUGGACGAAUUGACUGAAAAUGCCGAAGAACCGGAGGAAGAGAAACCUGAAGUGCAAAAGCUUGGAAAGCUUCAGUACAAACUGGAGUACGACUUCAAUCAAAACAGCCUUUCAGUGACUGUGAUCCAGGCAGAGGAGCUGCCAGCCCUGGACAUGGGUGGCACAUCGGAUCCGUACGUAAAAGUAUACCUCUUACCGGACAAGAAAAAGAAGUUCGAAACGAAGGUCCAUCGUAAAACCUUGAGUCCCAUCUUUAAUGAAACAUUUGUCUUCAAGGGCGUUCCAUAUGCUGAUGCAAUGAACAAGACACUAGUAUUCGCUAUCUUCGACUUCGAUCGAUUCUCAAAACACGACCAAAUUGGUGAAGUGAAACUGCCUCUAUGCACUGUCGACUUGGCUCAGACUAUCGAGGAAUGGCGCGAACUACAAAGUGUCGAGGGUGAAGGAGGACAGGAAAACAAGUUGGGAGAUAUUUGCUUCUCUUUGCGUUAUGUACCGACCGCAGGAAAACUUACCGUCGUUAUCUUGGAAGCCAAAAAUCUUAAGAAAAUGGACGUCGGUGGAUUAUCUGAUCCUUACGUGAAGAUCGCCCUUAUGCAGAAUGGAAAACGGCUGAAGAAGAAGAAGACUAGCAUCAAGAAGUGCACUCUGAAUCCCUAUUACAAUGAAUCAUUUACUUUUGAAGUACCAUUUGAACAGAUACAGAAAGUUAACUUGCAAGUAACGGUGGUGGAUUACGACAGAAUUGGAACGUCUGAACCAAUUGGAAAAGUGGUAUUAGGAUACAACGCUAGUGGAACUGAGUUACGUCAUUGGUCUGACAUGCUGGCAUCUCCGAGACGCCCAAUAGCUCAGUGGCAUACAUUGAAGGAUCCCGAGGAUGGUGAGAAGAAAGACAAGGAUUAAAUUGGAACUGUUUGAAAAGAAAAAUCUCUUCAUUGUUAUUUAAAAAAUAUUAUAAGGUUAUUGGAGUUAUUGGUUAAUCGAAACAAACAAAAAAAAUGCAUGAAAGAAAACAAGUAAUCUCUAUAUUCGUUUAAAAAUAAUUCUAAAAGUAUCUAAAAAAAAUAUUGGUUAUUAUGUGUAUGAUUGUACCAUCCUACGAUAUCGGUAUGAUAUAUAUAUUUUAUUAAACUAUAAAUAAAUAAUUGGAUUUCAUUCAGGCUAAUUCGAUGUAAUAUUAAUAAUUAUAAAGUUAACACUAUUGUUUGUGAUGUAGUUACCUUGAACCAAACAAAAAAAAAAGUAAUGGAAAUGUAAGGCUUGUUAAAAUUCUGUGUGUACCCCUGAACGACUUCCAAUCCAAUUUAUUUCGGGCUUAUGAUAUAUUUUGUUAUUUAAAAAAAAAUGUUUAUGUAAAUAUGUGAGAAAAAAUCUUUUCUUCCUGAUUUGUUAUAUAGAAGCGCAGACAGGGUUUUACUUUAUAAUUAUUUACCCCAAAA